This is a messenger RNA of Carassius auratus (goldfish), 2997 nucleotides long. Its product is annotated as deoxynucleotidyltransferase terminal-interacting protein 2-like. Bases 66 to 2621 code for a protein of 851 amino acids. Gene Ontology annotation, biological process: RNA processing. Gene Ontology annotation, cellular component: nucleolus. The record is from RefSeq and is a predicted model, not a curated record. NCBI's taxonomy places the organism in Eukaryota, Metazoa, Chordata, Actinopteri, Cypriniformes, Cyprinidae. Gene Ontology annotation, molecular function: RNA binding. The transcript has 7 exons.
CUGCGCACUCCAGUAGCCACGCGUCUCGAAAGCGGAAGUGCGUAUAGAGUCAUUAUAGUGGCAAGAUGGUGGCCACCAGGAGAGGAACACGCGUGGGCUCCCCUGUGAAAGAUACUAGCGAUGAAAACUCUGGAGCCACGCGGCCUACUCCUUCAACCAGAAGCACACGCCGAAGAACGCUAAUGGAAGAAAAUCAGUCUCAAUCCGAAUUUGUUGGCGACUCCCAGCCAGAUGAGCUGAAGGAUGACAGUACUCCCUCUUCCUCCGCAGCAAGUCUGCCAAUUCGUGACAUUAGAAGAUCCACACGUCUCCUUGCUGACAAAAAGCAACCAAACUCUACCCAUGAAGCUGAUGUUUCUGAGUCCGAGUCCUGCUGUUCUGUAGUUUCUGAAGUACAGGUGACACCUAGAACCCGACGGAGAACUGCGGUCAGGGGGAAGCCCACGGUACAGGACGAGGCAUCAGAAGUUGAAUCUUGCUCAUCUGAGGUGUCCAUAACCCAUUCUCGCACAGCUCGGCGCAGCCUGAGGAAAUGUGUUCUGACAGCGGCUGCAAAAGAGGCCACAAAGGAUGAUGAAGAUGAUCCCUCAGGGCCUGAGUCAUGCAGUUCUACUGUAUCUGUCACUAAAGCUAUGGACACUCGUCCAAUAACAAGGAGCCAUCGGAAGACUGCUGCUCCUUCCACAGAAGCAGAUUCAUCUGAACCAGAGUCAUGCUCCUCAAGUGUUUCUGGCCUACGUGGAUCUGUAGUCCGCAGAUCUACACGAAACCAGAAGGUAAAACCGACUGAGCCGAUCCCUUUGAGCUUUGAGGAAACCACAGACACCCCUUCUUCUCCAGUGUCCAGGAUGAGAAGCCGUAGGCACCAAACGGUAGAUGAUGAGAAAAAUGACUCUGAUGGAUACAAGUCUGGUCCCAGCAUGAGUCCGUGGAGAUCCACCAGGCGUCAGCCCAAACCUGACACUCUGGUUGGUGAAUCUGAUUCAGAAUCGGUAGCUACUGAUGUCUGCACCUCUCAGGGGAGCCCAAGCCAUCAAAGAGGAAGGGGGACUCCUUGUAGUAGCCGAACUGGGUCUGCAAGUAGUAGCCGUGCGGUUCCUGUAACCAGGACAAGAAGUAAAGCAAAAGUGGCUUCUGAUGUAGGUGACACCAUUACAACAGCUGCUGCCAUGCCUGAGGAACCAGGUGAGGGGCUUGAACCUCAUCAUGAAAGUAUUCCAGUACCUGAUGGAGAUAUAGCUGAAGACACAGUAGAUCAACUGGACAGCACCAUUACCAUGGACACCAGUGAAGCUCAGGAGUGCACUAUGAUUGAGGAGGGAGCUGAACAUACCACUGUAGUUCUUGAUCAGGUUGAGGCCAUUGAGAUGCAGGAACCCAAGAGGAGCAUGCAAGAUGUUGAACCGGUGGAGGACAGUGGAACUGAAACACUGACACUUCAAGAGGAGGGUGUGGUAGAACCCACCCUAGAAGAUCCUGUACCUGCUGUGGUUGAGCAGCAUGAGGACAAGGUUGAUUGUGAAAAGAAAGGUGUGAUUGUUUAUGAGGAAGCUAAUGAUACCGUUAAGACAACUGAAAGUGACCUUGAAGGCCCUUCUACAAGCUCACACACUGAAACAAAUUUGACCAUCACAGAGGAAACGUCUAAGAAAUCUCCUCCCCAGAAACAAAUGAUCAGUUUACUCGACAGCAGUGACGAUGAAGACAGUGCUGAUGAAGGUCUGUCUUCAGAGGAGGAAGGCUGUUCAAAUAAAGCUGAAGAUGUGCAGAGUGAUGACGAUGUGAUGUGCCCCGAUGGAAAUCAGGUGUCAGGAGAAGAAGAGGCACACGGCAACGGACUGUUUGUUAUAGACACUAAACCUGGACUACAGUCUGAGGACCAGUAUUAUGUUGAUUCCAAGCAAACCGAGGAAGAGGAUGAGGAGGAUUUUGUUGAUGAGGAUGAAGACGACGAUGAUGACGAAGAUUCAAAAGUGCUAUUUGCUCCCAAAAAGCCUCUGAUGCAGCUGUCUAGUGCCAUUGACACAGGUCUGAAAAUGAAGGAACUUGGUGGUUUGUACAUCAGUUUUGAUGGUAACAACAAGCCAAAGAGUCUUUCCAAAAGUUCAAAAAGCCAGAAGGACCUGAACGAUCCUGAUGAGUUGCUGAAGAAGAGUGUUAUCGUUCCGGAUUUUGAGAAGAAAGAUGCCGUGCCUCCAUACAGUGAAUCUAAACAUGCUGCUAAACUCAAGCGCAAGGCGGAAAGAGAAAAGACGACUGGUGAUGGCUGGUUCAACAUGAGAGCUCCUGAAUUAACAGAAGAGCUCAAAAAUGACCUGAAGGCACUGAAGAUGCGCUCAGCCAUGGAUCCAAAGCGCUUCUACAAGAAGAACGACAGAGAAGGAUUUCCCAAGUACUUUCAGGUUGGUACAGUGGUUGACAACCCAGUAGACUUUUAUAGUUCAAGAAUCCCUAAGAAACAAAGGAAAAGGACCAUUGUGGAAGAGCUGCUUGCUGACGCAGAGUUUAGAAGCUAUAACAAAAAGAAAUACCAAGAGAUCAUGGCAGAAAAAGCAGCACAUGGCGCUGGCAAGAUGAACAAAAAGAAGCACAUGUUCCACAAAAAGAAGAUUAAUAAAUAGUUGCAUAACGCAAAUCAGGUUUUUUUCCUGUCUUUGCUAAUAAGGCAACUAUAUUUUUUUAAUGUCAAUGGAUUGAAAAUGCUUUUUAAGUAUUAUAAUCAUUUGCGUUGCAUAAAAAAAACAUGGAACUUGUACAGAGAAAAUGAUUUUAUACUUUUUAGAAGUUUUCUUUCAGAAAUGGAUCGAGAUUGAUCCACUCUGACUGUGGAUUCACAGUAAAUUAAGUCCAAAAUGUAGUGUUUUUCUUUUCUACUAAUGCUGUUAUCAUAAUGGAAGAAAAAAAAAAAUUAACAUUGUCAAGCUUCCACUACCGAUACUGUUUCCUGAUUUGAUUUACCAGACAUAGACAACAACAUUAAAUGACUGAUUGAACAUA